AUGGUUGUUUCUUUUAUUUUUAUUUACCUAGGAGAAGUUAAUGAAUGUUUUGGUCGUCAAACAUCCUUUACUAUUGUUAUCAUUCGUCAUCAAAGACGUUUGCUUUUGACCGUCUAUCUUGGUAUAAUGGCAAAAGGAACAAAUAAACCAUUUUCCAUUUUAUCCACUCGUCAGAUAACUCACACACGUCUUUAUGAUGAUGGAAUACUCGAAACAAAAUACGAUGUUGCAAAUAAAUUAGGUGAAGGUUCAUUUGGAACUGUUUAUCGUGUUAAAAAUAAAGAAACAAAUUUAUUUUAUGCUAUGAAAACAAUUGCUAAAAAACCUGGAAAUAAAUUUAAAGCGUCAAGUCUUGAUAAUGAAGUUAAAUUAUUAAAAGAAGUUAAUCAUCCGAAUCUAAUUCAACUUCAUGAAGUACUUGAAUCAUCUCAGAAUCUUUAUUUAAUCGUUGAAUUAUGUGAAGGUGGUGAAUUAGGUAUGCAUCUAAAAAAAAUUGGUCCAUUACCAGAAGAAACUGUUAAACAAAUUAUGUCGAAAUUAGUCAGUGCUUUGUAUUAUCUUCAUAAAAUGGAUAUUGUACAUCGUGAUCUUAAAUUAGAAAAUAUUUUAUUAAAAAAUACUCCAAAAAGUAAAACAGAUGAAUUUGAUAUUCGAGUUACUGAUUUUGGCUUAAGUUCAAAAAAGAGUAUUACUAAUACUGAUUCACUUUUUAACGAUUAUUGUGGAACGCCACUUUAUAUGGCACCAGAAAUACUCGACAACAAAAAUUAUAGUGCUCUUUGUGAUGUAUGGGCUUUAGGAAUUAUAAUGUAUUAUUUAAUUUGUGGUCGUCAUCCUUAUGUUGCUAAUGAUGAAAGACGUUUACUUGAAAUAAUUCGUUCGCAAAAACUUCGAUAUGAUUCUGAAAAAUUUAAAAAUUUAUCUUCAGAAGGACUUGAUUUUUUACAAGGAAUGCUUGUUUAUGAUACAGUUCAUCGUCGAACGAUGGGUGAAUUAACUGUACAUCCAUGGUUAACGGGUCGAUCAGAUAAAGGACCAGCUAAAGAUAUAAUAACAAUGAUGAAAGAAUUUCAAGCUGAAAAUGAACGACGUCGAACAAUGUCAGAAAACAAUCCUACAACAUUAUUAAAUGCAAGUAGUAAUGAGAUAAUAUUGCAAUCAUCAUCAAAUGAUCAAUCGGAAACACUAUUACCUUCAACUCCAACUAAACAAAAUCAUGCUAAUCAUCAAAUAAAACCAACAUCAAAUCAAAUUAAAGCUAAUACACCAGAACGACGAUCAACUGCUGAUCGAACUAAAUUAAAUGUUAAAACAAAUAGAUUUACAUCUGAUACUCUUAAGACACCGAGACGUUCAAACAAUGUCGCACAUGAAUCAAAUGUUACUUCAUCUAAUAUUCAUGUACGAAUUAAACAGAAUGAAAGAACAUUGAAUUUGACUGAUUCUAAUCAAUCACGCCAAAAAUCGAAUACUCCAUCUGUUCCUCCAUCGUCAACAACAUUAUCGAAAUUGCGGACAAAUAACAUUCAAUUUGGUCGUUCUCAGUCUCAAGCUGAUUUAUUAUCGUCCCCUAAAUUAACACACAAACGAACAAUAUCUAAUAAUUCACUUGUGGUUGGUGCUUUUCCUUCUCCGUCUACUCCAACACCACCUUCCAGUGGUCAUAUAACGCCAACUCUUAGUAAAACUCCACCUUCUUCCACAACAACUGCUUUAAUGAUGAUUCAUAAAAAUCAUUCAAAGAAUUCCUCUUCAUCUCUUCCAACUAUUUCUAGCCGUCAUGAUCAUGCAAAUAAAAUAUCUCUGUCCGAUAAACGAUAUAGUAAUCACACAUAG
This is a messenger RNA of Rotaria sp. Silwood2, 1836 nucleotides long. Lineage: Eukaryota; Metazoa; Rotifera; Eurotatoria; Philodinida; Philodinidae. The record is from the annotation of a GenBank genome assembly.